Rotaria sp. Silwood2 is the source of this 2454-nucleotide messenger RNA. Lineage: Eukaryota; Metazoa; Rotifera; Eurotatoria; Philodinida; Philodinidae. The record is from the annotation of a GenBank genome assembly.
AUGCAUCAACAGCGAAUCGCAACGAGAUUAUUUCUCGUAUUAUUAACUGGAUCUUUACUGGUUCUUCUACUGUUUUCUUCAAUAAGAAAACAAACAAAAAGUGUUACACAUCAUUUACCAUCUUACACCACUUAUGAACGUCUUCAAAAUGAAUAUCCAGAUACUCUCAAUUGUUACUGCUCGAAAAUUACACAAAGCUACUCAUCAUUCAUCACUCUUCGUCCUUUAUUUCAUCCAGUAUGUUCAAGUGCGUUUGUUACUGAUCGCUGGUUCGACCAAUUAAAAUUAACAAAUACCAAUAGUCACGGGAUUUCGAUCAAUGAUUGGCGCAUUGCAGCACUUGGCUAUUUUCAAGCUUUAGCUACACUAUGUCAACUAGCUAAUAGUACUGUAAAUGAUGCAUUACGUCGAUUGAAUGAUCGUAGUGUUGUUAGCAGUCGCUUAGUCACUAAAGCCUUGUUACACGAAGAGUUUAAUGGUACGUUGAAUGAACUUAUUUAUAAUACACAAACUGAAUUCGGACGUAUUCUCAACGUUAUAAGUCUAUUGAAUCAAGUUGAUCAAUAUUUUUCGGGCUCAACUUCCAAUGGUGAACUUCGUCUAUCAAAUCAGACCAACGAUGGACAUAUUGAGAUUAAAUUUAAAUUCAGCGGUCCAUCACCACCAUCGCAGUUCGAUCAACCAUGCCUGUGUGCAUUUCGUCCAGAUUGUGAAUGGCCAAUGGUAUUAUAUGAAAAUGGUGCGAAAAUCGUACCGGGUUUUGUGUGGAAAUGUACAGCAAUUGAUUCUAUUCUUCAGUCGACAUUACAAUAUCCUAUUCCACCUCUUAAUAUCACAACAUUACUUCGAUUUACUAGUAAUGAUACAGUAGCAACAAUAGCCAACAGUAUAUUCGUAGAAGAGUGGACACCAUUAGUUUUUUAUGAAAAUUAUUUUCACACCUGUGCACCGACCAUAUGCAGUUAUACAUACGCAAAACGUGCUAAUCUUUUAUAUAUUUUAACAACUUUGAUUAGUUUAUAUGGUGGACUGACAAUUAGUCUACGUUUGUUGGCUCCGCUCAUAGUCCAGUUCUUUGUACGGCGACAACGGCAGCAGUCAGUUCGUUCAGAAACACAUAACGAACGAAUGCCAUUUAUUAUUCGUCUUCGUACCCAUGCCCGAGCUCUAUUUGGUUUCAUUCGAAUAAAGAUAACUAAUUUAACUUUUUUUCCUCUACACUCUUUUGGUAGUAAUGUCGAUCGAGUAAUGGCUGAUAGAUUGAAUCGACUUGCGAGUAGACUCUAUGUUGGUUUUCUUGUUGUUGGUCUAACUAUACUUAUCAUGUACACUUCAAUUCAGGAAAGAAUCGUUACAAAAAAUAUAUUGUAUCCAUCAAUGCUCAAAGCGCAACAAAUACAAAAUGAUUAUAGCAACACAGCUCAAUGUCCUUGUGCAAAAAUCGCCAUACCACUCGAUCGAUUUAUUACUGUUCAACCAACUUUUCAUCAGAUAUGCUCAAGUGUAUUUGUAACCGAUGAAUGGCGUAAUGAACUCACAGCCGAUCUCAGUAAUAUGUCCUACUAUGUGAAAAUAGGAGACUAUCGUGGUUUUAUAUCAGCUCAUCUACAAUUCGUUUCUGGUUUAUGUGAACAAUCGAUCGUACAAGUAAAUGAUGCUGUUCGUUCAUUUACAUCAACUUCACUUGUUGCAAGUCAACUUUUAUCUGAAACGACAUUUAAUACACGCUUAGCAAACUUGUCGAGUCGUGCUGGUGCAAAUGCACCUACCAUAUUUGUUCGUGCAUUUCAAUUAGUACGUAACAUUAAUCAUGGUAAUGCAUUGAUGUCGAUCUAUCGUAGCAACUUUGAAUUUGUGACUCGACAAAAUCCAAUUGCUAGUCUGUCAACAUUGAUGACACAUUCAAUGACAUAUAAUGAAACGCCAAAUUGUUUAUGUGGACAAGAAUCAAGAUGUUUAAAUUCAGCAGCGUUUACUUCACCUGUUUAUGUUGAGAUAAAAGGUCUUUAUAUAGGAUGUUUACCUAGUGAGUCAUUAUUAGCAUCAACAUUCGAAUGUUUUUAUGAUAGCGAUUGUAUCGAUCUCAUUCGAAAUCAUAUGUUUGGAAAUAAAACUCGAACAUUUGCACUUCCUCUCAAUCACAGUAAUGAAUUUAAGUCGUACUACAAUCCAAAUACAACAAUUAAUGACAUUGCUAGUCAAUUGUUUGUCGAAGAUUGGUCUAUGAAAACCAACUACGGUCUUUAUUUCAUUGAAUGUGCACCGACAAAUUGUUUUUAUUCAUAUACAGAACGUGCUAAUCCAUUUUAUGUAGCAACUACAUUACUUGGUUUGUACGGUGGAUUAACAGUUGUGUUACGUUGGUGGUCACCACGUCUGGUCAAACUCGGUCGGAAAGUGCAAAUAUACUAUAUAAGAAAGCGUCAAAACAAUAUUACACCUAUCACAACAUAA